UUUGAGUCGUGUCAGUGUGGAGAAACAUUGUGCGGGGUUAUAUAAGCUGAAUUUACUCCAAGCUAAACCAAAUUACUCCUACAUUCGGAUACAACAAUACGAAACUAUUAACUACGUAAGCUAACAGGACAAACAACUUGGAACCAUGCAUGAAAAUGUACUUCAACCGGUUGGAAAUCGCCAGCAAACUGGUCCAUCUUCAUAUGGCUUCUCUUCUCUGGAGGAUAUCUACUCACGGAAGACGUCUGCGGUUGUACAGCCGAUGCCAAUACAUCGCGUUACAAAUACACCUGAUAAAGAGAACCAGCCGCUGAAGCCAAUUGGCAUCUCGCCUGUUCUUCCCGGAACCGGAAGUGUAACUCACAACAUAACGCGCAUGCUUGGAGACUCUGGUCAGCAGCCGAGAAGUCAACUUCCGAGCACUGCAACCCGUGCAUCGCACUACUCUCCAUACAGCACUUCACACUUCAUGUCAUUUAGACAAAAGAUUCUGAAUGAUAGCAAGUCUAGCCAUGAAGACGACAGUACCGUUGAUGUAGAAAAUGACAGCCAUGAACAGCUCAGGACCAGUGACCUACCAAACACCACCGAUAUGUCAAUCUCCACACAGGGCUCUACAUCUCCGCAGUCAGUGGGGUCUAGAUCUUCUCCGUCUGGUUCAACAAACUCCUCGCCUGGCUCGAACGCUGAUCCUGUUACCAGCCCAGAAAACAACGAAGAACAACCAAAGAAAAAGGCGCGCACCAACUACACAAAUGAGCAGGUGCAGAAGUUAUUGAAAAUUUUCCAUGAAAACCCAUACCCCGAUUCAGAGAUGAUGGAGACUAUUGGAAAAGACUUGGGUGUUCCUGAAAACAAAAUUAAGAUCUGGUUCCAAAACAAGAGAGCAAGAUGGCGCAGGCGUGUCAACGACGUGAACAACUACCCACAACCGUUCCUUCCGGUGUCACCUAUGCUAUCACCGGUUGCUCCUUACGGAUUUAUGCCAACAGGGCAUAUGAUGACGUCAUCACCGCCACAGGCGAUUCCGGGAUACUUCAAUUACCCAUGGAUGCAAGGAUCAUUGAGCCCAAACAACAACCAACAGCUUCCGGGUCAGUUUCCAGCCAAUCAGGCUCAGUCUAGACUUCAAGCAACCAAUCAGGGAGCUAGUUUACAAAACCAACAUUUUCCCGCCGUUUCAAUGGUACCAACGACUGUGUCGUCUGCAUCAGCAUACGGUUUGAAGACAUCUCCUCAGCAAAUGUCACAGACAAACAGACAUUCAUUCCAGUAUCCAUCGUUUUUAUAUCAGUCAAGCCUGGGUACAUCAGCAUAUGGACAGAGUUAACAGUGAAAAGUGACUAUCAAUUUGUUACGAUUUUUAUGUAAAUAGGUUGUUAUUGGAUUUCGUUACCUACUGGAAAAUGAAUGAAGGCUUUGGAAAGAAAGCCUUUUAAAAACUGUAAUAAUUAUUAACUUUCACAACUGCAUAUUGUUUAAUUUGGACUCUGAAGUGAAAUAAUACCAUUGGUAUUUCUGUACAUUUGUAAAUUUAUAAUUUAUUUUUCAUUUCAAAGUCUUCAUUAUACAUAUUUUCAUGUAAAAUAAAAUGCUAAUAAAUGUACAUGUUAAA
Mercenaria mercenaria is the source of this 1615-nucleotide messenger RNA. RefSeq names its product homeobox protein orthopedia-like. The coding region runs from base 146 to 1330 and encodes 394 amino acids. NCBI's taxonomy places the organism in Eukaryota, Metazoa, Mollusca, Bivalvia, Venerida, Veneridae. Gene Ontology annotation, cellular component: nucleus. Gene Ontology annotation, molecular function: sequence-specific double-stranded DNA binding; DNA-binding transcription factor activity, RNA polymerase II-specific. The record is from RefSeq and is a predicted model, not a curated record. Gene Ontology annotation, biological process: regulation of transcription by RNA polymerase II. The transcript has 4 exons.